Molecule: messenger RNA, 369 nt
Organism: Parastagonospora nodorum SN15
Lineage: Eukaryota; Fungi; Ascomycota; Dothideomycetes; Pleosporales; Phaeosphaeriaceae
Exons: 3
Coding region: 1-369 (122 amino acids)
Source: RefSeq, a predicted model, not a curated record
AUGGAAGGCAACGACAAGCCCCAGAGCGACGACAAGCGUGACGAUCAGUGCAGCGACGGUAAUAAACCGUUCCUCACCUUCCGAAGGGCUUCACCGAAGAAGCAGCCUGUGACUUCCUCAAUACAUUUGCCCUACCUGUUUUUCGCGGUUGCAAACCUGACAAAGAGAAAGGACUGUUCGACUUCAGGAACGGAGGACAUAGACAUUGCGGCUAUCAGGCGUGAUGUACUGACAAUCGAAGAGAUGAGAGAGGCUAAGAGGCUGCAUAUCGAGAAGAUCGAAAAUGGGUGGGAGCGUGUCUGCGUGAGAGGGAGCGCGAGAUGGACUAGGGGCGAUGGACUUGCGAUUGAAGCAAGACAUAAACACUAG